GGCACGCGGACGGAGGUGACCGGCGGCUUUCUGAGCCCAGGUGGAGACACAGGCGCAUGUGGGCGCUUCGGUCCCUGUGGCGGUCGGUAGCCGGGCGCACCAUGUCGCAGGGACCGGCGCGCCGCCAGCGGCCGCCCAAGGACCCGCUGCGGCACCUGCGCGCGCGGGAGAAGCGCGGUCCGUCGUGGGGGCCCGGGAGCCCGAACACCGUGUACCUGCAGGUGGUGGCAGCCGGCGGCCGGGACGCGGGCGCUGCCCUCUACGUCUUCUCCGAGUACAACCGGUAUCUCUUCAACUGCGGAGAAGGCGUGCAGCGACUCAUGCAGGAACACAAGCUGAAGGUGGCCCGCCUGGACAACAUAUUCCUGACGCGGAUGCACUGGGCCAACGUGGGGGGCUUGUGCGGAAUGAUCCUUACUUUAAAGGAAACUGGGCUUCCAAAGUGUGUGCUUUCUGGACCUCCUCAGCUGGAGAAAUUCCUAGAAGCAAUGAAAAUCUUCUCUGGCCCACUGAAAGGAAUCGACCUGGCUGUGCGGCCCCACUCUGCGCCAGAAUACACGGAUGAGACCAUGACCGUCCAUCAGGUCCCCAUAUAUGGUGAACGCAAGUCUGGGGAGCGCCAGUCACCGCCGAGUCCAGAAAGGCCCCUGAGCAGGCUCAGUCCACAGCGGUCCUCAGACUCUGGCCCCACUGGAAACGAGCAGCGGCUCCCGGAUGGCAAUGGAGUUAGCCGGAAAGCAGCUGCCAGGGACCCUUCCUUGGUCGUAGCCUUCAUCUGUCAGCUCCACGUGAAGAAGGGGAACUUCCUGGUGCUCAAAGCAAAGGAGCUGGGCCUCCCAGUUGGGACAGCUGCCAUCGCACCCAUCAUUGCUGCUGUCAAGAAUGGGGAAAGCAUCACCUUCGAAGGAAGAGAGAUCUUGCCUGAAGAGCUCUGCACCCCUCCGGACCCUGGCCUGGCCUUUGUCGUGGUGGAGUGUCCAGACGAAGGGUUCAUCCAGCCCAUCUGUGAGAACGCCGCCUUGCAGAGGUACCAAGGAAAGGCUGAUGCACCCGUGGCCCUGGUGGUCCACAUAGCCCCGGAAUCUGUGCUUAUGGACAGCAGGUACCAGCAGUGGAUGGAGAGGUUUGGGCCCGACGCCCAGCACCUGAUCCUGAAUGAGAACUGCACGUCGCUUCACAACCUGCGCAGCCACAAGAUUCAGACCCAGCUCAGCCUCAUCCACCCGGGCAUCUUCCCGCCCCUGGCCAGUCUGCCCUGUCAGGAGGAAGGGCCUGCCCUCAGGGUGCCCGCAGUCCGUGGCGAGUGCCUCCUCAAGUACCAGCUCCGCCCCAGGAGGGAGUGGCAGAGGGACGCCAUCAUUGCUUGCAAUCCUGAUGAAUUCAUAGCUGAGGCCCUGGAGCUCCCCAAUUUCCAGGAGAGAGUGCAGGAAUACAGAAAGAGUGUGCAGGACAGCCCGGCUCCAGCAGAGCAAAGCAGCCAGUACCCAGAAAUCGUCUUCCUCGGCACGGGGUCUGCUAUCCCCAUGAAGAUCCGCAACGUCAGCUCCACACUCGUCAACAUCAGCUCCGACACAUCUCUGCUGCUGGACUGUGGCGAAGGCACGUUUGGGCAGCUGUGCCGCCAUUAUGGAGAUGAUGUGGACAGGGUCCUGGGCACCAUAGCCGCUGUGUUUGUGUCCCACCUGCAUGCAGACCACCAUACAGGCUUGCUGAACAUCCUGCUGCAGAGAGAGCGAGCCUUGGCGUCUCUGGGAAAGCCGCUGCAGCCCUUGCUGGUGGUCGCCCCCACCCAGCUCAAGGCCUGGCUGCAGCAGUACCACAACCAGUGCCAGGAGGUACUGCACCACGUGAGCAUGAUUCCUGCCAAGUGCCUUCAGAAAGGGGCCGAGGUCUCGAAUCCCAUGGUUGAAGGACAGAUCAGUUCGCUGUUGGAAAUGUGCGACUUGGAAGAGUUUCAGACCUGCCUGGUCCGGCACUGCAAGCACGCCUACGGCUGUGCCCUGGUGCACACUUCCGGCUGGAAAGUGGUCUAUUCGGGCGACACCAUGCCCUGUGAGGCGCUGGUCCAGAUGGGGCAGGAUGCUACCCUCCUGAUCCAUGAGGCCACUCUGGAGGACGGGCUGGAGGAGGAGGCGGUGGAAAAGACACACAGCACCACCUCGCAGGCUAUUGGCGUGGGGAUGCGCAUGAAGGCCCAGUUCAUCAUGCUGAACCACUUCAGUCAGCGCUACGCCAAGAUCCCCCUCUUCAGCCCAGACUUCAACGAGAAAGUCGGGAUUGCCUUCGACCACAUGAAGGUCUGUUUCGGAGACUUUGCCACAGUGCCCAAGCUGAUUCCCCCGCUGAAGGCCCUGUUCGCCGGGGACAUCGAGGAGAUGCAGGAGCGCAGGGAGAAGCGGGAGCUGCGGCUGGUGCGGGCGGCGCUGCUCUCCCAGGAGCGGGCGGGCAGCCCCCAGGACGGGGAGCCCCAGCAGAAACGGGCCCACACCGGGGAGCCACGCAGCCCCCAGAGCAAGAAGGUCAGGGCCUAGAGGAGGUCCAGGUACAGCCUGUGCCCUGAAGGCUGGACGUCGUCCCCUCACCCCGCCGUGGUGGGAAGAGAACUCGGCCCAGGGGGUGUGGAGCCGUGUGCUGCCCGCCGAGUCUGCCGGAUGCUUCCUGUGAAGAGAGCCUGGCCCAGCUGCAGGGCGGGAGUCUGCUCGAUGGAGGGAAGCAAGUGCUACUGUGAUUCCAAUGCAAGUCACGCGGAAACCCAGGGUGGCACCCCUCGCCUGUGCCAGCCCAGUGCUUCCCUGAGCCCACCAGAGAGACCAACAAGUGACAGGGAGCGGGCGCAAUAAAGAUGGAGUUUGGAACCUGAAUCCUUUCGCUUCAUUCUGGUGCGCCCCAGGGACCCACUGUGCCUGGGAGGUCCACUCUGAUGGCGGCGAGGACCCGUGAAGCCUGGCCAGGGGCACCCUCCCAAUCAGUGCCCUCCGAUGGGCUCAGCCUGGCACGGCGCAAGGCAUGCGUCUUCCCCAUGCUGUGGGUGAGCGUGCAGGUGCUCACCUUGCUCGCUGUAGCCUAUGAGAAUACUUGAAAGUAUAGAGAAACAUCACAGCGGCUGGCCCCUCUGCACCCCACAUUAAGACAGUUGAUUUACUAUUUAUUUAUGCAGUCUCCUCACCCAGGAGAACACGGAAAGAGCCUUGGAGACGAGAGAGGUACAAGCCGAGGACUUGGCCUGGCAGGGUGCCUUCAGGCCUCCGCGGACACAGCCCGAGACGGUAACUGUCCCCGCGGGUUCCUCAUCCAUACAAGAACAUGUGCGAGCUCAGGGAUAAUAAAUCUAUUUUA
This is a messenger RNA of Lepus europaeus (European hare), 3336 nucleotides long. RefSeq names its product elaC ribonuclease Z 2 (gene ELAC2). NCBI's taxonomy places the organism in Eukaryota, Metazoa, Chordata, Mammalia, Lagomorpha, Leporidae. The transcript is spliced from 24 exons. Gene Ontology annotation, molecular function: 3'-tRNA processing endoribonuclease activity. The record is from RefSeq and is a predicted model, not a curated record. Bases 57 to 2531 code for a protein of 824 amino acids. Gene Ontology annotation, biological process: mitochondrial tRNA 3'-end processing. Gene Ontology annotation, cellular component: mitochondrion.